This is a messenger RNA of Paramecium octaurelia, 1251 nucleotides long. The record is from the annotation of a GenBank genome assembly. NCBI's taxonomy places the organism in Eukaryota, Ciliophora, Oligohymenophorea, Peniculida, Parameciidae.
UUAAGCUUUUCCAUAAUGGCCGAUAUCAAUUCUUAACGAAAAAGUGUUUAAAAAGUAUUUUAAUUUCCUAAAUUAGUAAGCAUAUAUUGAUGAUCUCUUUACUAAUGACAAUGAAACGGAAGAUGAUAAAGAUAUAAUAAAAUUGUAUAACACUGCCAAGAGAGAAAGGAAAACAAUUGAGGCCCACAAAUAACUAUUAGACAAUAGAGUAGCAUUAUUGAAAUAGGAAGAAAUACGCACUCUAAAAAAAAUAGAAGAAACCAGAAAAAAAGCUUUAGAGAUUUAUUAUUUAAAGAAAAAAAAUGAAGAGAAACUUAAAAAAGUAAAUGUUUUAUGAUUCAAUUUAGAGAGAGGAAGAAAAGGAAUCUCUAUAAAAAAAAUAAGAAUAAUAACAACAAAUUAGAAAAUAAUAAGAAAAAGAGCAUAAAUUAUUAAUUUAGAAGCACAGAAAUGAAAAAGCACAAAAAGCCUUUAUAAUAAAAGAACAAUCCAAGAAAAUUGAAUUGAAAAAAUAAAAUAUUUAGAAACAAUCCUUGACUUCUUUGAAGGAAAAGAAUUAAAUUAUUAGAGAAUCCAGAGAUAUAAAUAGAGUUAUGGAAAGAAUAUAGAUGGAAAAGAGAGAAGCAAUUAAGGUUUAAUUAGGAAAAAAGCUAGAUUCUGAACAAAAGCUUAAAGAAUUUAAGCAAAAAGGUACUUGUUACAAAUAUAAUUAGAAAUUGAGUAAAUCGAAACUUAUGAAAUGGAUUUGCUAUAAAAAUUGUAAAAUACAUAAUAAAUGUAAAAAACAGCCUUUGAAGAAUUAGAAUCAGCUUUGACUAUGACAGCCAAGGAAUUUGCUGAAAAAUAUUUGCAACCUAAAUAAAAGGAGUAAGUAAACAAGUUAAAUUUAGUGAUUAGAAUAAGGAAAUCUCAAAUUUUAAUUCAGAUGAUGAAGAAGCUAAUAAAGAUAAAGAGCGUCCUCACUUAAGUUAACCCUCCUAGGACUAGUCUUCGAAAAUUUCUAUAUAAUAGAUUAAUGAAAUUAAUGAUUAACAUCAAUAACAUGAUUCUAAAUAAGAUGAAGAUAAUGAUUAAAAUGAGAAUCAGAAUUAAAAUACAAAGGAGGAAAUCAAUUAAUAAAAUUAAAAUAAUAUUUAACUAGAUGAAUAAAAUAUAAGUUAAAAUGGAGAUCAAAAUGAGAUUCCAAAUAUUCUGGAAUCUCCAAAAAAUAAAAUAGAGUAGGAUGUUCAAGAAGAAAUAUAGAAUGAAUGA